Messenger RNA from Engraulis encrasicolus (European anchovy), 2773 nucleotides. Its product is annotated as NACHT, LRR and PYD domains-containing protein 3-like. Gene Ontology annotation, biological process: intracellular signal transduction. Lineage: Eukaryota; Metazoa; Chordata; Actinopteri; Clupeiformes; Engraulidae. The transcript has 8 exons. Gene Ontology annotation, molecular function: protein binding. The record is from RefSeq and is a predicted model, not a curated record. Bases 74 to 2773 code for a protein of 899 amino acids.
GUUUGUUUGUACCUGACCAGGAAGUGAAAACCGAAAUUAACUUUGACGGGGGCGAGGUCCGUUUUCAUUCAGGAUGGAGGAGUCUGUGUGUAAGGGGAGACCACCCUCUCCUGCGAAGAGUGACCGGUCCAUGGAUAAACCCAUUUAUUUUAAAGAAGGAGACUCUUCACCUCAACAGAUGGAGGAGUCUGUGUCUAAGAGGAGACCACCCUCUCCUGCACCCACCUGUGUGUCUAUGAAGAGUGAUGACUCCAUUGGUAACUUCAUUCAAUUUAAAGGAGGAGACUCUUCACCUCAACAGCCCAGACAACGACUUGAUCAAGUCCAGGAAAUGCAGCAGAUCCACAAGUCUCAUCUGCAGAAGAGGUUUCAGUGUCUGAUUGAGGGCAGCAUAGAGCAGAGAAACUCCACAGAACUGAAUAAGGUCUACACAGAUCUCUACAUCACAGAGGGGGGGAGGGGAGAGGUCAAUGAUGAACACGAGGUCAGACAGAUAGAGAGAGCAUCCUGGAGAGAGGAGAAUGCAUGUAGACCAAUCAAAUGCGGUGACAUAUUUAAACCUGGUUCUGGACAAGACAAACCCAUUAGAUCAGUGAUGACUGAGGGAGUGGCUGGCAUCGGAAAAACGGUCUCCGUGCAGAAGUUCAUUCUGGACUGGGCUGAAGGGAAAGCCAAUCAGGAUGUCCACUUCAUAUUUCCCUUUCUUUUCCGGGAGCUGAAUCUGAUGAAGGAGAAGAAAUUAAGUCUGGUGGGACUUAUCCAGCACUUUUACCCCAAGAUAGAAGCAGAAGAAAUACUCACCAGUUCAAAGCACAGAGUAAUGUUCAUCUUUGAUGGUCUGGAUGAGUGUCGAUUUCCUUUACAGUUCAACCAAAACCCCAAGUGUUGUGAUGUGACAGAGCAGGUUUCAGUCAACAUGUUGCUGACAAACCUCAUCCAGGGGAAUCUGCUUCCCUCUGCUCUCCUCUGGAUCACCACCCGACCAGCAGCUGCCAGUCAGAUCCGUUAUGAGUGUGUGGACCAGGUGACAGAAAUAAGGGGAUUCAACGAUCCACAGAAAGAAGAGUACUUUGGGAAGAGAAUCAGUGAUGAGAAUCUGGCCAGCCGAAUCAUCAGCCACCUGAAGUCAUCCAGGAGCCUCUACAUCAUGUGCCACAUUCCAGUCUUCUGCUGGAUUGCAGCCUUUGUUGCAGAGAGAACAUCAGAAGAAUCAGACCAAGCUGAAAUGCCAAGGACUAUGACUCAAAUGUACAGCCGCUUUCUCAUCAUUCAGGCCAGCAUUAAAAAGGACAAGUACACAGAGAGAAAAGAGACAGAAGAAGAGAUCAUUUUCAAACUGGGGAAACUGGCAUUUCAGCAGCUGGAGAAGGGUAACCUGAUCUUCUAUGAGGAAGACCUGAGAGAGGCUGACAUUGAUGUCACAGAAGCGUCAGUGUACUCAGGAGUAUGUACUCAGAUCUUCAGAGAGGAGAAGGAUGUUUCCCAAGCAAAGGUGUCCAUGUUCAGCUUUGUACAUCUGAGCAUCCAGGAGUUCCUGGCAGCCGUGUACGUGUUUCUCUGUUUCAGCAACCGAGACAGGAACAUUUCUGACCAACAACAAACCUCUCAGCUAUCUGCCCUGUUCAGAGCUGUAACACUUCAUGACUUGCACAAGACUGCAGUGGAUCUGGCCAUACAGAGUAGAAAUGGGCACCUGGACCUUUUCCUCCGCUUCCUUCUGGGCCUCUCACUUGAGUCCAAUCAGAACCUCCUAAAACGCCUACUGCCAAAGACCAGUAGCCAGUCACAGAGCUCAGUCCAGGCAGUCCAGUGUGUCAAAGAGAAAAUCAGAGGUGAGAGUAGUUCAGACAGAAUGAUCAACCUGUUCUACUGCCUGAAUGAGCUGAAUCAGCAUGCUGUAGUGGAGCGCAUUGUCAGGAAGGAAGGAAAGCUAUCUGUAGAGAUGCUCUUACCAGGAGAGUGGGAGACUGUGAGAUUUAGACUCUAUAUGUCAGAAGAGCAGCUGGAUGGGUUUGACCUGCAGAAAUACAUACAGACACCAGAGGAAGACCAGACCGAACUCCUCAGCCCUGAUGAUGUUCUUCAGAAGCUGGUGCCAGUGGUCACAACAUCCACCGAGGCAGAGCUGGGUAACUGUAAGUUGACAGAUAAGAGUUGUCUGCAUCUGGCGUCUGUCGUGUCAUCUCCCUCAUCACGUCUCACACGGCUGGACCUGCAGCACAAUGAUCUGCGUGACUCUGGAGUGGAACUCUUAUGUUCUGGACUUCAACAUCAACACUGCAGAUUGGAAAUACUGGUGCUGGAUAACUGUAAGUUGACAGAUAAGACUUGUCUGCAUAUGGCCUCUGUCCUGUCAUCUCCCUCAUCACGUCUCACACGGCUGAACCUGACUGACAAUAAUCUGCAUGACUCUGGAGUGGAACUCUUAUGUUCUGGACUUCAACAUCAACACUGCAGAUUGGAAACACUGGGGCUGUAUCGUUGUAGUCUGACAGGUAAGAGUUGUCCUCUACUGGCCUCUGCCCUCUCCUCUCCCUCCUCACGUAUCAAAGAGCUGUACCUGCAUGGUAAUGGCCUGAGAGCCUCAGAUGUUAAGCAGCUCUCUGCUCUGAAGAAAGACCCCAACUGUAGACUGGAGACACUAGGGAUGGAGGAGUCUGAAUCUGAGAGGAGAUCACCCUCUCCUUCACCCUCCUGUGUGUCUAUGGAGAGUGACCUGUCCAAGGAUUACUUCAUUCAAUUUAAAGGAGGAGAGUCUUCACCUCAACAGUAA